Messenger RNA from Cylicostephanus goldi, 624 nucleotides. The record is from the annotation of a GenBank genome assembly. NCBI's taxonomy places the organism in Eukaryota, Metazoa, Nematoda, Chromadorea, Rhabditida, Strongylidae.
UACGCUAUCAAGAUCUGGACACCCGAAAAUGGAAAGACAUAUUGUGGUGAAGGUGGAGUGAAUUAUAUCCGGCUCAACAAUGGAGCGCGUGUGACGUUCUCGUCUUGUCCACUGAGCGAAAAUGGAACUUCAUUACAGCGAGGGCAAAUACCAUUUUUUCUCUACUCAAUCGUGGAGACAGAAAAGGUUGACACGAGUCAAACGAAGGAUGAGGUCCACAAAUCGUUCGUGCUCUUACUCCGCUUGCUCUCCAACAAAAUUGGCGCAUUUCUCGUCAAUGGUCUCAUUCCGCAGUGCGCAAGAUCUCUUAUCUCACGUAUUGCUGGGCAUGUGAUGGUGUUUAUGGAGUUACAUCCAAUGAAAGCCAUGGAAAUUGCUUGUGUUCUGGAGCAGCUGAUUCCUAUGGUGUCUAACGUAAACGCAACCGUAAAGGCUAGUACCAUUAGUGAAUCAUUUGACCACAACUCCGAAAUCUGUGAGGCAAAAACCACGCAAAUUGUCGUCGAAUGUCCGCAUCCAUAUAAGACCAACAACGUCUACUCUGUGGUAGUGGGUUUUGACGACAGCGUCCACUUUCUCUGCCUGCAAUUCUCUCCAUCAUGUGAAACUGCGCAAGCCGAUGAC